UCACAUGCAGCUAUAUUACAUAAUUUAUUUAGUCAUAGUACUCCAAUUACAUAAUCCAACCCCCUACAAUACAUCAUACACAAAAUUUAUCAUACAAUUUAAUCAGUCAGUCAUCGUCAUCGUCGAUUUUGCAUAAAAUUUUGCUGGAACAAAGCAUACCGAUAAGAAAUAUGUGUUACGUUAUGGUAGGGGUAACCAUGAUUUUCAAGGAGGUGUUAUAGAAAAUGAGGAACAGCAGGAGUAGGUCAAGCAAGAAUUUUUAACGAUUCAGGGUCUCCGGAGUGUUUGUAUAUAAGUCGGAAGGGAAAUUUUGCGAGAAAAUGCUGUUCGUGUCACUCGUCGACUAAUCAGCUUCACAGUGAGUUCGUUAUGUCGCGCUUUACCGCAUGGAUUGCUUUGCUCAUAUUGAUCGGAUCUGUUUGGUCACAGGAGCUUUCAGAAGAAGAAUUCAACGAACGUUCCCCAAGAUUCGGCUUUGAUCUUCUUGAUCCGAUACGAAAGUCCUUUUGCAAUUCUACUUGUGGCUCUUCAGAAACGUCGCAAUAUUUGACAAAUCUUGCCUGUGCCAUAAAAUGUCCGGAAUUAUAUUUGCCUCAUGGAAGUACGACGAAAGGAGCAGAACCUAGUACUUCUACGUCGUCAUCAACAACUUCAACUGCGUCAUCUACUGCGCCAUCAGUGGGGAGUUCACCAUCAUCAUCAACGCCAUCGUCGACUACGGCAGCAUCAUCUACUUCAACAGAAUCGUCGACUUCUCCAGCAUCAUCUGCUUCACCAGGAGCGUCGACUUCACCAGGAGCGUCGACUUCACCAGGAUCAAUGACUUCGCCAGCAUCACCAGCUUCGCCAGCAUCAUCAUCAAUGCAACCAUGAAAUUGUGCAUCAAAAUGUUUCUUCCUCAAUUUUAUAUUAUUACAAUAUUUUAUUUUUGCCUUUUUACUGCAGAAUUGUCUGACCAAGUGUCAUGCUGUGCUACUAAGUGUAAGUCAUACUAUUACUAACAAAAUGUAUUUUAUUGUUCCUUUGAUUUGUGUUAUGGUUAAUGGUCAAUUGUAUUAUGAUUUUAUUGCUAGCAAUAAUUGUAUGACUUACUACGUAUUCCAAUACUAUCAAAGUAUUGUAUUGUUUCUUUCAGAAUAUUGUAUCAUGAUUUUAUUA
Molecule: messenger RNA, 1158 nt
Organism: Megachile rotundata (alfalfa leafcutting bee)
Lineage: Eukaryota; Metazoa; Arthropoda; Insecta; Hymenoptera; Megachilidae
Source: RefSeq, a predicted model, not a curated record